AGUAAUAACAUCAGGGAAGUGAAGUGUUUUACGUAGCGGAGGCAAAACAAGGAAACUGUUUUUAUGAAAUCCGCUUACAGGAGUUAGUGAGUUGGUCUUACUGCAUGCUACACAGGCUAGUGCUAGCGUUAAGUUGGUUAACCGAGUGUUAACUUAACUCAAGUGUUAUUUGAGGCUUAGAUAUAACGUUACGAAGAGCCCGGGAUAAGUAUUACGACAUCAACCUGAGCUUCCAGAACUGAAGUCAAGCUAGUAGGUAACCUAAACCUACCGCCGCAGAGGACGGCGAAGGGGAAUUAGCUACAGAGUUCAGGAAAAGGUUAGCCAACAGCCUGGCGUCGUUAGCUUUUUAAUAAGCCAAUUGGUGUUAACUUUUGGUAAAGCUUAACGGACUUCCGCUAUGUCUCUGGCCGACCAGAGCCAGCAGUGGUACCCUACGAGUGUCCAGGUAACCGUGCAUCAGGCUCGGAACCUGCGCUCCAAGGGCAAGAAUGGCACCAACGACGCCUACGCCAUCAUCCAGGUGGCCAAAGACAAGUUUUCUACCUCCGUGUCUGAGAAAUGCGUCGCUCCAGUGUGGAAAGAAGAGGCUUCCUUCGACCUGCCGCUCUUCCACCCGGGAAACGGAGACCGAUGCACGCUGUACGUCAUCGUGAUGCACCGGGCUCAAGUGGGGCUCGACAAGUUCUUGGGUCAAGCUGUGGUGAACUUACUGGAUCUUCAUGACAACAAGUCAGGCAAAAAGACCGAUUGGUUCAAGCUGGUGGACAAGAGUGGGAAAGAGGACAAGGUGCGAGGGGAGGUGCUGCUAGAUAUCCAGUUCAUGAGGAACAACAUGUCAGCUAGCAUGUUCGACCUCUCCAUGCAGGACAAGCCGCGCUCCCGCAUCUCCAAGCUGAAGGACAAAGUCCGGGGGAAGAAAAAGGACGGCUUCUCCGACUCGGCCUCGGCUAUCGUUCCCUCUGUCAGCAAGGGCCUCACCGACAGCGAGGGAGAGGCUGACGCGCAGUCCCUCGACCAGUCUCCGGGAGUGAAAAAGAAAUCUAAGCUCAAAACCCUCUUUGCUCCCAAAUCAAACUUGCAGCGAAACAUCUCACAGUCCAUGUCCACGCUGGGGACUCUUCCCGAGAAGAAUUCCUCGCUCAGUAGCAGCCGCUCAUCUGGCCUCAAUGUAGACUCUCCUGAAGUGAAAAAGAAAUUCAAAUUCCUGGGACACAAGCGGACAGGAAGCUCUGACAGCAAGUUGUCUCAAGGUCCUUUCUCCCUGCUGGGUCGCUCCAAGCAGAGCAACAGUGACCUGAACAACCUGUGCAUCAACGGCAGCCACGUGUACGCAGAGGACACAGAGCCCAAGAGUGGAUCUACUCUCAGUCUGAACAGCUCAGGCCAAGGAUCAGUGGAGGAUGUCCGCAGACACACCUCAGAUGUCCCUGCAGAUUCCACUUUCAGCAUACCUGUCCCCUCCUUCAAGCAUGAGUCUACAGACAGGGCAACCCUGGAGCAGCAGCGCCAUCAAGAGGAGGAGGAGAGAAGGCAGGCAGAGGCGAGGCGCAUGGCAGAGGCCAAGAGGCUGGAGGAAGAGGAGAAAUACAAGCUAGAGGCCAAGAGGCUGCAGGAGGAAGAGGAGCGCAGACACCGGGAAGAACAGGAAAGGAAGAAACGCUUCAUUGAGGAUGAAGCAAAGCGGAAGAAACAGACGGAGGAGGAAAAAGAGCGGAGAAAGCAAGAGGAAGCAGCCGAACACCAGAAGCUGGAGGAGGAGCGGCGCAGAGCCGAGGAGCAGAAACGACAGGAGGAGGCAUCCAUGAGCGACCGGCUGACAUCUCUGUUUGGAAUGAUCCGAAAGAAGGAGGAGAAGAAGGAGGAGGUGGUACCGCAGCAAGCUGCAGAGGAGAAAACAGCCCCUCGCAGCAACAUCUCCCACCGCUCCAACAACCCGUUUGACGACAUUCCCCUCAGCUCCGAUCCUCCAGUUAGCAGUCAUGAAAGCCCAGCUGAUGAUCAGAAAUCCAGCCUCAACCAACAAAAAGAAAAAAAAGUGUCCGCAGUCAAGCCCAGAUUUACUCCAUCUCUGGAGUCUGAACCCGCUGACUGCCAACUCCCCAGUCAGCUGUGUCCUUCCCCAACCGCUUCUGAGUCCACCCUCUCUAGUGUCCCAUCGGAGUCCCCUGAUACUUUCUCCAGUCUCCACUCAUCCCUGGCUCCACCCAACAUAAGUCAGAGCCUGUCUGGUUCUCCUCGUGGCAGCAUAGAGGAUCUUUCCUGUGUGGGAUCUUCACCCACCAUGGCGGAUAAGAAGAGAAGAGCCCCCGUGCCGCCCUUGUACAAAGUACACGGGACCCAACCUGUCAGGGAGAUCACGAACCCUGCAUACGCAGAGGCAGAUGGGCCGCAGCAAGGCAGAAAAGUAAUGUCCGUACCGCUCCCCGAUUACGAAACCCUCUUUCCUCAGAAGAGGCACGGAGUGCAAGGGCACACUCGAUGGGACCAUAUAAUCGCUGAGGUCAAUCAGAAACACAGGCACAGUCAAGAGAUGAGCGUGGAUGGCCCACAGGAGCAUGAACCCAGUCUUAGGUCGUCACCCCCAAAGGAGAGUCCCGCUAUUAGGCAUUAUCAAACGCAACCUCAAGACACAAAACCUGUGUCGUCAAAAAAAGUUGCGGCCCCAGCUCCUCCUAAAUCAGUCCUCCAACCUCCACAACCUCGAUCAGAUUCCAGCCAGAGACAGAGCCAGAAUACCGCUGAACAAUCUCUCAUGAGGUCUAAUCUGCCCGCGGUCCCAGAACCUGUAAACGCAAGCAGAGAAAGUCUCUCGGGGAUGUCCAGGGGUGGAGCAAGGGAGGCGUUGCACCCACCACCCGCAGCGACGAGUCCACCCAGACCAACUAGCCAAGUGGACUUGGAUACGUCAGAUGAUGAAAACCAAGUGCAAGUCACUGUAAAGAAAGAUGCACCCACAGCUAAACCCAGACAGAAUGCCAAUGGCAAAGAGCCAGAACAGCAAGACGAUUCUGCUGUGACACCAGCGGUCUCAGACAAAUAUACAAACAGUAACCUCCAAACAUUAUCUAGUUCACGCAUUAGCAGCACGGUCAGGAAAGACGGGCAGGAACGGGAGAACUUUGAGUUUGACCCGUUCCCCAGCACUGAGCUUCUUUCCAAAGACCCAUGGGCACAGCUGACUCGGAACCAAGACGUAGAUGACCUUUUUACCGGCAGCGUACAAAAAGGGCGGAAAGUUGACGACCGGGGAAUGUCGCAAGACGAUCUCGAUAACCUUUUCAGUCAAGAGAAGCGUACAGAUCCAUUUGAUUUUAACGGCAGCGAUUCAGAAGAACCCAGUGAGCACCGGACAAAAGAUGAAGAUUCAAAGCAUGUCGGUCCUGCUUUCCAACGAAGGAAUUCAUCGAGACAAAACAAGAUUAUUCCGUCCACACUUCGCUCGGAUAAUAACACUUCCAAGUCUCGAAAAGAGCCCGCAUAUAAAGCAGAAACUACGGUAACCACAGCUUAUCAAGGCCUCUCCGCAAGAGGUGUUAGCAGUGGGCCUAUCGCACCAAAGCUUCCAGCUGAUGCGAAAACCCAAAGCAAAUUUAAUGGAGGAGAGGAUCCAUUUGGAGCUGAGCCUUUUACCCCUACCUUGACUUCCCCAGAACCCCUCCAGGUAGUUAUGGAGGAACCAGCGCCUCAGGCAGGAGGCAAGUUUCCCCCAGACAAACCUUUGCGAGCAUGGGUCUCACCCUCUGAUGUUCAGCCUGUCAGUGCUCAGAAUAGCAAUGGAGGUGGGCUAGCCUUUACUCCACGCAGGCCUCAUCCAGUGAAGCCCAUGAGUUUAGAGAGCCAGGCUCCCAUCAGCAGCCCCGCUGUGAAAGAGAUAAAGGUCCGCGAGAGCCCACCGGGGAAGAUUCAGGUGUCGCACUCGGUGCAGAGCGGCCCGUACACUCAGCUGACACAGGAAGAGUUGAUCACGCUGGUGGUGCGGCAGCAAGCCGACCUGUCCCGCAAGGACUCUCAGAUCGUCGAGCUGGAGGAGUACAUCGACAGACUGCUGGUCCGAGUCAUAGAGGAGCAACCCAGCAUCCUGCAAUCUCUGAACGCCUCCAAGCCAGUGUAAGGUACCGGCCGCUGGAAGACCAGCAUCUCACCCAGAGACCCAGUUGUACGUCUGUUUCUGUGUGUGUUUGAACUGUUUGUCACUGUGUACCGCGAGACGCGAUCUCCACCAAGGUCUUAGAGCAUUAUGCACUUUCUUAGUUUCAGAGUCAAAUUUGCUUGACAAUGCUGGAAAAUUUGUCUCUGGAGUAAAAACAUGUAGUGAACCCUUAAUAACAAGCAAGUAAAUCAUCUUUAUAUGAGCAAAUGAAUGUUUGUUUUGACACUAAGGUACUGGGAUUUGCUUUAAAAAAACCAAAUGAAAAUCUAUUCAACAUUUUGAUUUCUAUACCAUGCUUGAUGAAACUUGGGUUGAGCUUUAUUUAAUAUACUUAUGGUGCAGAUUUAAAAAAGAGAAGUUUUUAUUUUAUUUUUUUCAAACGAUUAUCCAGCAUUUUCACCACUUUUCACUGGGUUUUGUGUUAAUGUACUCCUGUGUUAUAAUCAUAUACAUAACCUUCAACAAUCAUUCCAAAUUCAUGCAUCAUCUUAAUUUUUCUCUCAUAUGAUCUCAUGAGCGGAGUCCAGAUUAAGAUUUAUAUAACAAGGGCACAUUAACGUCUCCCUCCACCACUAAAGUCUUAUUUUUUUAAUUUUAUUUGUUGAUCCAUUUGUCUGUGUCGGUGUGUUUUAUUUUUUAUUUUUUUAACCAGACAACAAUCCUCCCGCAUUUAACUCACCGCAGUCGGAAUGUCAGCUGAUCAUCCCAAACGUAUUGUGCCUGUUUUUGCUUCAAAGAGGUGUUAUUUAGAAAAACCAGCAAUACAUAAAAAGCAAGCAGUUGCAACGUACUGUACAUAGUCUGAAUUACACAGCAGCUAUAGCAGUUAUUUCUGUCAUGUGGUUGUUAUGGAGCAUGUGCACAUAUGUUUUUUUUUUUUUUUUUAAAUUAUGCAAGAAAUCCAAACUAUUCUAAUAAUAACGUGAUCACUGUGAUGUUUGUGUUGUACUUGUAAAAUGAAAACCAAGAGAUAAUCACGCGAGGAACGGUAAAAGACUCAGUAUCUGUAAUAACCAACCAGCCUUGUCUUUAUAUUUGAACUACACUUAUGAAUGAACAUCUAUGCCUUUAUAUGACCAUAUUAUUGAAUGUCUUGGCAGCAAUGAUAGCAAUAUUAAUCUUCAGAAUGUACAUACCUGUGCCUUCAAAACCUUUAUCAUGACUUGUGUGUCUGAUUUGCUGGAUGGAUGGUUGCUGGAGUGAGAGCUCAAAGAAUGUGCAGCCUGAUGUAUCAAGAGUCCGUUGACGUGACAAUAACACUACAGCUGAUGUAAAACGUCUGCAGGAAGUGAUGCUGAGCAAAAUAUGAUUUUAUUUUAAAUAAAGACACUACUUAUUUCACCA
Messenger RNA from Perca fluviatilis (European perch), 5497 nucleotides. RefSeq names its product RAB11 family interacting protein 1 (class I) a (gene rab11fip1a). Gene Ontology annotation, cellular component: intracellular membrane-bounded organelle. NCBI's taxonomy places the organism in Eukaryota, Metazoa, Chordata, Actinopteri, Perciformes, Percidae. The transcript has 6 exons. The record is from RefSeq and is a predicted model, not a curated record. Gene Ontology annotation, molecular function: small GTPase binding. The coding region runs from base 401 to 4114 and encodes 1237 amino acids. Gene Ontology annotation, biological process: regulated exocytosis.